This is a messenger RNA of Dibothriocephalus latus, 420 nucleotides long. NCBI's taxonomy places the organism in Eukaryota, Metazoa, Platyhelminthes, Cestoda, Diphyllobothriidea, Diphyllobothriidae. The record is from the annotation of a GenBank genome assembly.
AUGAAUGGAAUUAACACACCCUCCUCAACUGGAGAUUCUCCCCUCUGUGAUCUACGCAGUGAACACAGAUCAAACAGUAUUCACACCCUAUUGUCCGCUUUACUCCUUCACACAGCUGACAUGUGGGACGACUCGGAUGGUUCACAAAUGCCCGAAUGGGUGAAAACGGAACGGCAACAGUUCCACGAAGUACGGGAUAAAAAUCACGAUGGCUUUUUGGACAGACAGGAGGUCACUGACUGGCUCUUCCCCAGCGAUUACAAUCACAUUGACUCGGAGGCCAAACACCUCAUCGCGGAGGCCGAUGAUGACAAGGACGGAAAACUCUCUAAAUCAGAGAUUGUUUCUCACUACGAUCUCUUUGUGGGCAGUCAGGCCACCGAUUUCGGUCAGGCUCUUCGGCCGCACGAGGAGCUGUAA